AUGAGCAAUCGAGCCACAAACCCAAUCGAUCGAGAGCCAAUGGUAGCUCCGGAAAGGAAGAAGGAUCGUGUAACUCCAAUGGAGCUCAAGAAGUUGGAGGUAGCUCCAUGUGAGCAGAAGAAGCAAGAAGAGGGAGCUCCAAAGGAAGAGAAGAAGGCUGAUGGAGAAGAGGUAGCUCCAAAGAGCAGGAGAAGAUCGAUGGAGAAGAAGGGCAGAAGCCAGGUUGCAACGAUCGGCGGCGAGAAGCUCCACUUCGUCGUCGUGGACACGAAUCCAUACACCUUCGCAAAUCCAGCUCCUCUCCAGUACUACAAGGUCAAGGACAACAAGCUGGUCAAGACAACCGUCGACGACUUGGGAUCUGGUAUCUCCAGAAAACCCAAGAAAGGAAAAGGGAAAAAAAGGAUCGAAUUCCAUCACCUCCGUAUCCACAAAGGUGUUCGAACGCCGCGACAUCAUAGGAGUCAGUACUCCCAACAUGGCAUGUGCCCGUAA
Messenger RNA from Caenorhabditis briggsae, 495 nucleotides. The transcript is spliced from 3 exons. Bases 1 to 495 code for a protein of 164 amino acids. Lineage: Eukaryota; Metazoa; Nematoda; Chromadorea; Rhabditida; Rhabditidae. The record is from RefSeq and is a predicted model, not a curated record.